Puma concolor (puma) is the source of this 687-nucleotide messenger RNA. RefSeq names its product mitochondrial ribosomal protein L57 (gene MRPL57). The record is from RefSeq and is a predicted model, not a curated record. Gene Ontology annotation, cellular component: mitochondrial ribosome. NCBI's taxonomy places the organism in Eukaryota, Metazoa, Chordata, Mammalia, Carnivora, Felidae. Gene Ontology annotation, biological process: mitochondrial translation. Gene Ontology annotation, molecular function: structural constituent of ribosome.
GGGAGGCGGACGCGCUUCCGGGGUCGCGUCCGCUGGCGCGCGGGGGAAUUUGUGAACUACGCGGCCGGUACCAUGUUCGUGACCGCCCUCCUCCUCCGCAAUCGCAUUCCUGGCAGCCAGUGGAUCGGGAAGCACCGGCGGCCGCGCGCCGUGUCUUUCCACGCGAAGCAGAACAUGAUCCGUCGCCUGGAGAUAGAGGCGGAGAACCAUUACUGGCUGAGCAUGCCCUACCUCACCGCGGAGCAGGAGUACGGCCACGCCGCGGGGCGCCGGGCGGCGGCCUUCGAGGCCAUCAAGGCGGCCAGCGUGUCCAAGUUCCCCCCCCACAGAUUUGUGGUAGACCAGCUCGACCAUCUCAAUGUCACCAAGAAGUGGUCCUAACCCAGCGCCACCGCCUUUCAGCUGGACGGAUCGCGGGGCUGCCAUCUCUGUGACCCGAUUCUGGAACUGAAAAGCUAACCUCUAGAGAGAAAAUGAACCUUUGGACCGGAGUCUUAAUGGACAGCAAAGAGGAACGUAGUGGUCUGCAUGUAGAAUAUCUGGGGCUCCAAAUUCUUUAAUACUUGAGAGUCUGAUCUCUGUCGCAUUGUUUCCUUUUUCUUUAUCCUCAUAGGAAGAUACAGGAGAUUUCCUGGGUCACAGAGGAUAUGAAAUGUAUUUUGGAUGGAAGCUUCAAAAAAAAAAAAA